AUGAAAGUUGAUCAAAUUGACGAGGAUCAUCCUCUUGUACUCGAAAUAUCGAGUCUCAAGGCUGCUGUGAGCCGUUUCCAGGAUGAAGCUCACAGUGCAUCUUUGAAGCUACAGCGCUUCUCUUUCGAUGUUUCUGUGGCUCAAGAUCGCGUUAUAAAGCUUGAACGAGAAAACGCGCUCCUCAAAACUGAACUCGCUACUCUGCGAGCUAAUCCUCAUCCCGAUUUAUCACCCACCUCGCAUCCAGCCGUGCUGCAAUCGCAGGAGCUCACGCUAUCCCUACGCCGGCUAUCCGACAAGCUCUCCUUCACCGAACAGACCCUAUUAGAGCGAACAACCGAGUUAACACAUGUUGCGAGUGAAUUAGCCAAGUCGAAUCUCAUAAUUGAAGGCGCAUAUGCGUUGGCGGCUCGUACUAGAGGCCGGGAGGAAGAUGGAAAGGUUCGUGAACGAGCAUUGGAGAUGAAGAUCCAGGAACUGAAAGAAGAAGUCAAAAUGGAGGACUUAGUGGUGAAACAGUAUGCUGAUCUUGUACGGUCCUUAGAAGGUAGGAACAGCUCAGUUAACGCUGAACCCACAUCAAUGCACAACAACAGCAGUGCUACUCUUGUAGACGGUAUUUCCGAAGACAAAGUAGGCUUGCAGAAACUUUUUGCCGAGUUCUCUGCCCAAUUCGAACCGCUUCAAGCCGAGGUGGAGAAGCUCAAGGGAGAGUUAGCUGUGACGAAUAUGCGAUUAGAGGCUGAAAGGAAAGGAACCGAGGCGGAUCACAAGCUUCUUGCGGCCGCCCAGAAAGAACUUCAAAUACUCAAGAUUGAGGACAAAUCGGCUGCAGCCAUGGUUUCGAGGAAGUUCUCUCAAGCAUCGACCAACAUGUUGCAGAACUCACUCAAUACCCUCAAAACCCGACAUUCUGCGACGAUAGACACACUUUCAAAUCAGCUAGCCAAUCUUACCACACAGCUGCAGUCAUCUCAGGCAACCUCGGACAAACUUCGCACUACUCUAGACGAGCUGGGCAAGGACAUAAUGCGAGAAUCGUAUGGACGAAGGAGGGAGAUCGCACUACGACUGAAAUUCGUUGUGCGCGAAGAGGCAUUACAGGAAGCUCUGGGCAGAUGGAUCCGGAAAGGUAAAGAAUUGCUCAAUCAAGAACAUGAACACAUCUCCCGUCAAUCUCUCGAGAAAUUGCUUUCCGAUGCUAGAGCGGUUUACGCAGUGCUUGACACCCCUUCCGCUUCAAUAUCACCUUUACCUCCGGUAUCAGAUCUCGAAUAUUCACCUUAUUCGGCACCAACUGGCUCAUUAGCUAGAAUUAUUGCCAUAGAAGCAUCGGUGAAUUCACUUGCUGAAGAGUUACACCUUCAGAUUUCUCGCAGACAGGAACUGGAAUUAGCCGUCGCUACCAACGAGUCGCUUCCACCCGUACCGACAAAAGACAAGGCUCGUCUGGUGAAUGGCUUAGCAAGGCCAGAGCGUCAUUCUGUUGUGGAGGAUUCCGACACUUCCGCACUCAAUUCCGAUGUCGGUCCUUACAAAGAUCGGCAGCACUCAGAAGUGGUAGAUGCUCAUGAAGAUUUCCCUUCUGAAAUCGCACUUGAAGUCAUUCCUUCACCAUCUUCCGACUAUAAUGAGAUACCUGAUACCUCCACCAAGGAGGAUCAGUUGAUCACAGUAACAGAAGUCCAGUCCGUCGCACUGCCAGAUAUAUCGGAAAACAUUGAUUCUGAUUCGGCAGGCAAAUAUGAGCUUCCUGCCAACCCUCAUGUGCCAACUACUCCUCCCUUCUUGGCGGAAGAGACCUCCAAUAUCUCAGCCUCAUCUGACUUCGCGCAGGAUAUGGUGAAGCCCGAUUCCGGAGUUGUCGCGUCACAAUCGCUCAUAGCGGAGCUCAAUCAUGUCAGUCAUCGCUACGACGACUUGCAGCGAGCGUUCCGAGACUGUCAUUUAGCGUUGCAAGAACUCAGGAAGACGUUGUCGUCCACGAUAAUUUCAGACAAUGUCACCGGAACAUCGAUACACACCGUUAACGGAAUCUCAUCCCAAAUCUAUCAAGCUGCCAUUGAGCGUUUAGAUAAUUACAAUGAAGACGCAAGAGUUGAGCUGGAGAUAAGGGCUGCCGACGAGGCUUUGCUUGCACAAGGUUACCAAACAAUGUUGUCCGUAUCUGAAUCUCACGAUCUAUCGAAUGUUUCUUCGUCGAAUCCAUCAUAUGCAUUGGCGCAUUCAUUAUCUCAGGACCUCCACCAAGACUUAGAGCCCUCAGCAGGCGAACUGGAAGCCCAGAUACGUGGCUUCAUUUCUGGUGCAGAUCUGAAUAUUCAACGCGCUCGGCAAAGUCUUUCUCGAAAACUCGCGGAUGUCCAGAACGACAUAGCGGUUCUCAAGCGCGCAAUGCAUGAUCCCGACGCAUUCGGGCUUCCUUCGCCUGCAACAGCCCCCAUUGAGGAUGGCACGAAUAAUGGUCUUAACGGAAAUUCUGGCUGGACGUCAUGGAUACGAGGGACAUCCGCUCGACCUGCUAGUCCUUCGCCGGCACAGACAUUUGGUCAUGUCAUGACUAACCCUAGGUUAAAACAUUCAUCUUCUUUCCACCAAGACCUAGCUCCGAGAAGGCGCGGAUCAGUCACAACCUCACAACAAAUGCAUCCGUUCGCGAAUUUGGAUUUACGCGUUUCAAUGCCAGCUUUAUCGUCUCCCUUGUCUUCGGCAAGGUCGGCGGUCUUCUCCCCGCCUGGAUUAGAUUGGAAUGGGCCCAGAACAAGAACGGUCUCAACAAUGAACAUGCUCGGACUGGGUACAGCAAGAUCUGGUACUGGAGGAAGUUCCCGCCCACAAGCAUCUUCAACCUCCGAGGAAGAAGGAAAGGAGGAUUCAGAUGAUGAUGUAGAGUGA
Lentinula edodes (shiitake mushroom) is the source of this 2895-nucleotide messenger RNA. RefSeq lists its product as uncharacterized. The record is from RefSeq and is a predicted model, not a curated record. Lineage: Eukaryota; Fungi; Basidiomycota; Agaricomycetes; Agaricales; Omphalotaceae. The transcript has 3 exons. The coding region runs from base 1 to 2895 and encodes 964 amino acids.